AUGAGUUUCACGGUAGAGCACCACUUCUACGGCCCGGGCUCCUACCGCAAGGCUCGGCCAGCCUCUGUGUCUUCUAGCGGCUUCCACUCCCAGCGCCGCCGCCUGACCUACAGCCAGCCGUCCUCCGUGGACAGCCUGGAGACCUUCAAUGGAGACAUGACACGGAGGAACGAGAAGGAGAUCCUGCAGACUCUAAAUGACCGGUUCGCGGGCUACAUCGACAAGGUGCGCAACCUGGAGAUGCACAACCGCAACCUUGAGGCGGAAGCGGCGGCUCUGCGGCAAAACCAAGCCGGACGCUCCUCUGUAGGGGAGCACUAUGAGCGGGAGCUGGGCGACCUGAGAGAUCUCCUGCAGCAGCUAACAGCCGACAAGGCCCGCACGGCCUUGGAGCACGAGCACCUGGAGGAGGACAUCCAGCAGCUGCGCGCAAGGCUGGAGGAUGAAGCGCGGAACCGGGAGGAGUUGGAGGCUGCAGCCCGUACUAUGAAGAAGUAUGUGGAGGAGUGCAGACUGGCGCGAAUGGAGCUGGACAAGAAGCUCCGAGCCCUGGAAGAAGAAGAUGCUUUCCUGAAGAAAAACCACGAGGAAGAAGUGGAGGAGCUCCUCGCGCAGAUUCAGGGCGCGCAGGUGAGCUUUGACAUGCGAGACCCGCACAAGACGGACGUGACCGGAGCUCUGCGAGAAAUCCGCGCGCAGCUGGAUGGUCACGCAACCAGGAGCUCAACGCACACGGAGGAAUGGUUCAAAGGUGAGUGAGAAUAUCAGGAAUUGGAUUGUUUAUGAUUUUGGGGGGGUUUCACUGUAAAAUGUCCGAGUGCAAUGAUGCGUCUGUUCUCUGUCCAUGGUGCUGAAAGCUCAAAGUCACACCCCUUCUGGGAUUUUUAUUUUCUGGUGUAAUAACUUUAUUUAUUUUGAACACAAUAAUUGACAUUCUGAAGGUUCUGUUACCAUCUAGUUACCUAAAAAAGAGACCAAAUUCUAACUCUGAAGGAAUAAGAUUUGUAAAAAUAUCAAUCCCUGGGUGCGCCUGUCUGCAGGGACACGGUUGCCGCAGAAAAGGGAUUUUUCAUGAAGGCCAGGACUGCAGGAGUGAGAUGGCACACAGUGAGGAUAUCGUGAUUCAUUUGCACUUGCAGAGGGGAGCUGUUGCUGUGUCCUUGCCUGCCCCCUCUGUCCCCACUAACCCUGAAACUUAACAAGUAGGAACAAAAAUACAAUUUCAGGGCUACUUUUUGUAGAGGACAGAAGUACAGGCGAGCCAAAUGCUUUCUCACUGAGCUCGUGUUUUUAUUGCCCUCUAGUCUGAUGUAGUUGCUGGGGUUAUGUGGGGACAUGGAAAUAAGCUAUAGAGGCAGAUAGGAUGCAGAGACUUAUAGGAGCUAGGCCGUUACUAAGACAUCAUCUUGUUUUAAUCCUCCUCUUAGAUUUAUAGUAAGAAGAUGCAAAAUCACCCACUGACAGCUGCUGACUUUAGUGCUUCCACACCAAUAAACAAUUAUCUGCUUUAAAGGCCUAGAGGGUUUUAUCCAUACAGUGGCUCAGCUGCAUGUCACAGAUCUUAAUGAGCUAUAGAUUGACCCUCGCUGAACAUCUGCAUGCUGACUUGAUUCAGGCAGUUAAAGGUACAAACAAAAUGACCUUCUGUGUGCUGUCCAGCUGACUGCAGCAGUGUGGCUCAUUCAUGCUUUUAUCAGGCGAAGAGCUGAGUCAGACCACUGACUGACAGAUGGCCACUGUCAAGGUUAGCAGGGCUCCCUAUGGUGACUGUCUGCUUUUCUGAGACCCAGUGGACAGAUGAAUGAAAGAAAACAAAAGUCAAACUGUUUCAUGAAAGAUUGGGUACACAUAUUUACUUUCUCUUAUUCCUGUAGUGCGUAUGGAGCGUCUCUCCGAAGCGGCUAAGUCAAACCAGGAUGCGAUUCGUGGAAGCCAGGAGGAGAUCGCAGAGUACCGCCGUCAGCUCCAGAGCCGCACCAUCGAGCUGGAGACCCUCAGGGGAACCAAGGAUUCCUUGGAGAGGCAGCGCAUGGAGUGCGAAGAUAGACACCAUGAUGACCUCAACUCAUUACAGGCAGGACAUCAACACAAACAUCUUCCUCAUCACUCAUAUCUAUAAAUAUAUUUAUAUUUUCUUGCUGUCAUCAGGAUGUUUGACCUGUUGGACUGUGCUUUAUUCAUUUUGUAGGAGACAAUCAAUCAGCUGGACAAUGAGCUGAAAACCACCAAAUGGGAGAUGGCAAGCCAGCUGAGAGACUACCAAGAGCUGCUGAACGUCAAGAUGGCUCUUGAUAUUGAGAUUGCUGCUUACAGGUUUGUCAGAGUUUUACAGCACAUGUGUUUAGAGCGGUUUCUUCUUAUAGAAUAAAAACUUUGACUGACGAUGUGUCUUCUUGUUGAAACAGGAAGUUACUGGAAGGAGAAGAGAAUCGCUUUGUGUCAGGAGGAAGCCCUUACUCCUACCUGGAGAGCAGACUCUCAGGACACUACAAAGUAAAAGGAGAGGAGAUCUCAGACACCGUCAUCGUGGAGGAGCAGACCGAUGAGACCCAGGUGACUGAGGUGACCGAGGAGGCAGACGAGGAGGAAGAGGAGGAGGAGAAGAAAGAAAAUGAGGAGGAUGAGGAGGAAGGUGAGGAAACAAAAGGAGAGGAAGAAGGUGAGGAGGAAGAGAAUAAAGAGGAAGAAGAAGGAGAAGAAGAGAAGGAGGAAGAAAAGGGGGAUAAGGAGGGAGGAGAAGAGGAGGCAGGUGAGGAGGAAGAGGAGGCUGGUGAGGAGGAGGAGGAAAAGCCCAAAUCUCCUGAAAAAGUUGCAUCUCCACCAUCAAAAUCCCCUCAGCCCAAAUCUCCUGCUGUCAAAUCACCUCAAAAAUCACCAGAGUCUAAAUCACCAGCAGCCAAAUCCCCAAUGCCUAAAUCCCCCGCUAAGUCACCUGCGGUCAAAUCUCCUACAGGAGAGGAGUCAAAGUCUCCUGCACCCAAAUCACCUGAGUCUAAAUCUCCUCGACCCAAAACCCCUGAACCAAAGUCUCCUGAAAAGGAUAAGGCUAAGCCUGCUGCAGCCAAAGACACCCCCAAAGAGGAGGAGAAGGAGCCAGUCAAAGUAGAGAAGGAGAAAGAGCAACCUGUGAAGGAGGACAAGAAAAAAGAGCCCAAGGAGAAGGAACCAGAGAAGUCUGACAAACCUGGUACAAAGAAAGACACCAAGACUGAAGACACUCCAAAACCUGUUACUCCCAGUAAGCCUGCAGAAGACAAACCUGCCCCCAAGGCUGAACCCAAAGAGAGCGCUCCCCCUGCCAAGGAGGAGAAAGCAUCUGCUCCCAAAUCAGAAAAGGUAGAGCCCGAGGUAAAGCCUGCCUCUAAACCACAGCCUGAGAAAACAGAGAGCAAGAAAGAGGAGAAGAAACCAGAGGAGAAGGCUGCACCUAAAGCUGAACCUGAGAAAGCAGAGAGCAAGAAAGAAGAGAAGAAGCCCGAGGAGAAGAAAGAGGCCAGUAAAGAGGAGAGUAAGGAGUCCAAAGAAGGAGGGAAGGCAGAGAAAUCUUCUGGCACUGAGUCUAAGGAGAGCAAGGAGGAGAAAGGCAAGAAAUAA
Messenger RNA from Xyrichtys novacula (pearly razorfish), 3594 nucleotides. The record is from the annotation of a GenBank genome assembly. NCBI's taxonomy places the organism in Eukaryota, Metazoa, Chordata, Actinopteri, Labriformes, Labridae.